Molecule: messenger RNA, 3028 nt
Organism: Dermatophagoides pteronyssinus (European house dust mite)
Lineage: Eukaryota; Metazoa; Arthropoda; Arachnida; Sarcoptiformes; Pyroglyphidae
Source: RefSeq, a predicted model, not a curated record
GCUCUGUUUUUUUUGUCUAUCAUUUGUUAUCAUCGAACUUGAAUUAGUGUGUCGACUUCAUUAAAAAAGAACAAGAAAAAAAAAUUUAUUUCAAAAAAUAAAUAAAUACGACAAUGGUUAUUCAUCAAAGAUCAUUUAUGAACAUGAUACCUCAUCGGACACAAUUCAUAAUUAUUGUGGCCAUUCUUGCUGCCGUUAUCAUUGAUUCAUCGGCCAAUAGCCAAGAUUAUAGUCAUCAUCAUGAUAGCAAAAAUGACGAAAUAGUGAGCUUUGAAUUGCCCACCGAUACUGAUACUCAUAAUCAUCAACAUAAUCAGCAACAAUUAAAAUCCCAGCAUCAACAACCUGAAGUAUCGCCACCGGUUAAGCGACAAAUUUCAAAUAAUCCUAACUAUCAAUAUUAUAGCUUUGAGCUUCCAAAUACAAACACAACGAAUUUCCAAUUACCACCUGUUGAAGAUCAUUUUAUUCAUUAUAAGCAACCACAAUCACAGCCAUUACGUGAACAAUCGCAACCACAGCCUGUUCAUCGUCAUCAUUCACCACUUCCUAGUAAUCACAAUCAGCAGCCACAACAACAACAACAAUCACAAUAUCAGCCACAGCCACAAUAUGUUCAAUCUCAACCAAAGUCAACCAACUAUCAAGAUCAAUUCAAUUCGAUUCGCCGUUAUCCACAAUUUCAACAAAAUCAGCCGUUGACAAAUAAUGAGCCAUUGAUUUCUGUCAUUAGUGGUGCGAAUCAAUUUCAUCCUUCACAAUCGGUCUCAUGGAAUCCACCACCAACUCAUUUUCCACCACCACCAUUAUCGUCGCAGCAAUCAUCUUCAGCUCUGAAUUCCGCUCCACCAGUGCUUGAUACGAUCCGUAAUGCUCCACAAAGUUCUUCACAAUUAUCAUUUGUACCAUCAUCAUCACAAUCGAAUGCCAAUCAAUUUAAUGGUCACCUUGUUGAUUCUUCCAACAACCAACGAACAAAUUCAAGAAGUCAAUCGCAAUCUUUUCCUUCCACAUUAUCUCCAACACAGCCAAGUGAAUCUUCCACACAAUUACCAUUAGCAUAUCCAUUCCAGUAUGAAGAUUUGCAAUCGAAUAAAUCGCGUAUUAAUUUCCGACCAGGUGAUCAUAAUUUACUGGCACCGCUAGCCGAAUCAUCACCACCAGAAUCGACACCGCUACCAAAUCGUUCAACAGUGCCACCAUCGUCAACACCGUCUUCUGUUCAAAGUACAAGCAAAGCAUCUAAUAGUAGCGAUCAUAAAAAAGAUGAUGUUGUCAUCUAUUAUUACUAUUAUUAUGAUGACGAUAAAAACGCUAAGAAUGAUCCUAAUAAUGGACUUGAUGCCAUUCCUUCCUUAGAAGGAUUUGAUGGUGGUGUUAGCGGACAAUCACAGCCAUCGUCGCAAUCACAAUCGAAUGUUGGCAAACCACCUGGCAAAAUUGUUGUAAAACAACCUGGAGAUUCUCCAAUUAAGAUGACAGAUCCACAUUCUGGUGCCAACGUUAAACCGCUUGAUAUAUCGGCUAUUUUGAAUCCAUCUGCUCCAAAUUCAGAAAAUAGACCGCCUACUCAAUCUCAGCAGUCACAAUCAUCGACACCCCCUCAAAUCCAACAAACGCAACCCCAACAAUCACAGCCUUCUAUUUUGCCACAGAUAACGAAUCAUACGAAUCUUGUGUCGAAUAUUUUCCGAUAUGGAAACCAACAGCAACCACAAUCACCAUCAACAUCUACUUCUCAAGCUCCUCCUCAAUUACCAACACAUUUUGAAGCAGAAAAGAUUCAACCACAUCCUAUUGAAAAAUUACCUGAACCCCAAAUACCAACAAACACUGCAGCCCCAGCUUUGGUAUCACGGCCAUCAACUUCACAACAAUUUUCACCUACCAGUUCCGCUCGACCGCGAUACACAACCACCACAACGACUACGACAACAACUACCGCUAUGCCUAGUACUGCUGAAGCAUCAACUACGACAGAAUCUCCGUCACGUAGGCGUUUCGGCAAUCGCCGACCUGGAUUUGGUGCACCAAACCGUUCCACUCCAUCAUAUCGAAAUCGAUUGUCAACUACGACUACCACAACUACAACCACUCCAGCACCACAACGAACAUUUACACGUGCUCCUCCUGUAAAUUUUAAUCCAGCCUCAGUUAAUAUUCGCCGCAAUCGUCCAUUGGCUAAUAAUCGGUUCCGUCGUCCACAACGUCCGGGAUUCGGUUCACCCGUCAAUGAUGAACGUCAUUCUGGAGAUGAUCAACAUGGAAAUGGUGAUGGCGGAGAACAACAUCACUCUUCGACUUCUACAACUACUACAACAACGACAGCCGCACCAUACCGCACAACCCAGGAACAAUCGUCAGCUACACCAAGACGAUUCGGUAAUCGUGGUCGAUAUGGUGGACGAGGCAGUUAUCAACCGCAACCAAGCACUGGACGACAGAAUACAGAAGCGCCAUCAAGUACCACCGAAACUGCUUUACAAUCAACAACAAAACGUCCAAGCGUUUAUGCAAGCCGUAAUCGUCCACAACUUCGUGGUGGUGCUGGUCGAUUACCUUUCCUUCGAAAUAGAAAUCGUAAUCAACCUGAAGAACAACCAGCUAUUUCAUCUACAACGGAAACACCUGUAGCGGCUUCUGUUUCUGCUCAAUCAGACGACCAAAACAAUUCAGGAGGAAACGAUGAUGCAGCUAGUGCGGCUGCUAACGAACCAAGUUUACAAUCGGGUGGUGAUUCCGAUUCAGAAUCACAGCCUGCACCAGGUGAACCAUCUUCAUCAUCAUUGCCAUCAUCAUCAACUGAACGACCUAGAAUCGGCAAUGGACGACAGCGACCUACACUGUUUGGAAAUCGACCAAAGCCAAAUCUAUUCGGAAGAAGAGCUCCAACGCCGGCUCAAAGUGCCUAAAUAAAAAUAUUACAACAAACUGAAAAGCCAUUCCAAUUCAUUUUAUUUAUUACUAUUUUUUUACGAUUUGGAUUUUUUUUCACUGGAUAAUAUAAUUUGCUUAUUUUUCAAGAUAA